AUGGGACUCUCAAACUGUUUCAAGGUUUUUACGUCUAAAAGGGGAAGGUCGAGAGCGAAAGGAGCGAAGGUCAGUCCUGCUGGAGGACCUUCCUCUGCUACCGCGCCAGCCACCUACUCUAAUGACCAUACCGUAACGAGAUCUUGCAAGACUUCGUCAAGUCCCCAGAUUCCGAGACUUACCUCGGAAUCUAUGUUAAAUGAUGAUGAUAAGAAGAAGAUCAACGCCAAUGACUUUGACAGGGUCCCUACAGAUGGGGAAAUCACCCGGUGUGGGGGAAGAUCGUCGGAUCGCCGUGGUUGUGUUUGGGGGAGGCUCAAUUCUCUCCGUCAUCGCUGA
Aspergillus luchuensis is the source of this 339-nucleotide messenger RNA. RefSeq lists its product as uncharacterized. The transcript has a single exon. Bases 1 to 339 code for a protein of 112 amino acids. The record is from RefSeq and is a predicted model, not a curated record. NCBI's taxonomy places the organism in Eukaryota, Fungi, Ascomycota, Eurotiomycetes, Eurotiales, Aspergillaceae.